GGGCAGAAUCACAGGAUGCUCUUGUUUCAGGUCCCCUUCAAAGUUCUGUAUCUGAGUCAUCCUUGGAUUGAAACUCCUAGCUGCAAUGCCUGCAGAUUACAAUGGAACAUGGGAAAUGGAAUCCAAUGAAAACUUUGAAGGUUACAUGAUUGCUUUAGAUAUUGACUUUGCUACCCGUAAGAUUGCAAAGCACCUGAAACAAACAAAAGAAUUUGUUCAAGAAGGAAACAAUUUCAAGACAAAGACACUGAGUACCUUCAGGAACUAUGAAGUGAAUUUCACCGUAGGAGAGGAAUUUGAAGAGCAUACAAAGGGGCUUGACAACCGCACAGUGAAGACGUUAGUAAGCUGGGAUGGAGAUAAACUAGUCUGUGUACAGAAAGGUGAAAAGAAUAACAGAGGAUGGAAGCACUGGAUUGAAGGAGACAAAUUGCAUCAGGAGCUGACAUGUGAAGACCAGGUGUGUCAUCAGAUCUUCAAGAAGAAACAAUAAAUGGAUUAGGAUUUGAUACAGCUCUGCAAUGUGUAAUUGUUACAUGAUACAUUAUCCAAAAUGAAGUGAAAUGAAAUAAACUUAACCUAGUUCAAAA
Messenger RNA from Anolis sagrei ordinatus, 590 nucleotides. RefSeq names its product retinol binding protein 2 (gene RBP2). Gene Ontology annotation, molecular function: fatty acid binding. NCBI's taxonomy places the organism in Eukaryota, Metazoa, Chordata, Lepidosauria, Squamata, Anolidae. The record is from RefSeq and is a predicted model, not a curated record. Gene Ontology annotation, cellular component: nucleus; cytosol. Gene Ontology annotation, biological process: fatty acid transport.